UCCAUCUUGCAAUGCAAUAGCACACACUCGCACGUCCCCAUAAGGUUAAUCAUUUCUGGUAAGCGUUAUGAAGGUGCAACACCAGAUGAGCAUUUCAGUGAUUCAUCAGCAUAGCCAUGAGCAGACCGACGAUGCUACAGCACCUAACACUCCUGUGGGACUGUCCUCUCGUGAUCGUCGUCAUUUUCAUAUCGGGGAUCGGCGGGACGUUUCAGUACGGAUUCGGAAUAUCUUCCAUGACGUCCCCUUCCGCUUACAUCAAGGAGCUGGUGAACCAAACGUGUAUACAGAGAUACGACGUCUACCUCCGAGACUGGCAGGUGUCACUCAUCUGGUCCUUCACCGUCUCCAUUUUUUGCAUCGGGGGCUUGCUGGGCUCGUUGCUGGCGGCUCCGUGCCUCUCGACAAUUGGCAGAAGAAAAUGUCUGUUGUUCAACAAUUUGGUGGCGAUGGUCGGCGCCGUGCUGAUGCUCUUGAGCCAACGAGCCAUGUCCUUUGAGAUGAUCAUGGCGGGGCGAUUUCUGUACGGCGUCAACGCAGGAAUCAGUCUCUGUGCUCACUCUUUGUACACCGUCGAAUGCACCCCAAAGAUCCUGCAGGGUGUGGUGGGUGUGACCAUUGCCACUUUUAUCUCCAUGGGGAAGUUUGUUGGUCAGCUUUUGGGGCUCAGCGAGUUACUUGGCACAGAGGACAGAUGGCCCUGGCUGCUCGGCUUCAGCGGUUUCGCUGCGCUGUUUCAGCUCGUCAGCCUCUCCUUCUUGCCGGAGUCUCCCAAAUUUCUACUGCUCAACCAAGGCGACCAACGGGCUUGCGAAAAAGCUUUGACGAGGCUUUGGGGUAACAAGGACCACAGCGUGGAGGUGGAGGAGAUGCUGGAGGAGAAAGUUACUCUCCAGAACACCCGAAGCCGCUCUGUGAUGGAGCUGUUUCGGGAGAGAAGCAUUCGCUGGCAGCUGAUCACCAUUAUCGUGACGUUCUUAUCGCUGCAACUUUCUGGCCUCAACGCAGUGUACUUCUAUUCUCAAGAAGUGUUUCGUGCAGCUGGCAUUCACGAAGACCAGCUCCGAUACGCCACUUUGGGAACGGGGAUGUGUGAAACGUUGUCCUCGCUCGUGUGCUUCGUGAUCAUUGAGAGAGCAGGAAAGAAAGUGCUGGUCUUCGCAGGAUUUAUGGCCAUGACGGUUGCGCUCGUCCUCCUCACCAUCACGCUCUAUCUGCAGCAUUACAUCCCCUGGACUUCGUACUGCAGCAUGGCCCUCAUUUUCAUAUUCCUCUUCAGUUAUUCCAUUGGGCCAGCCGGCGUACUCGCUCCUCUUCCAGGUGUUAUUUUCACUCAGGCGUUCAAAGCGAGCGCAUUCACCGUCGGCUUCGCCAUCAACUGGAUUGGAAUGUUCAUCGUGGGGAUGCUCUUCCCCAUCUUAGUGGAGAACCUCGAUUCCUUCAGCUUUGUCAUAUUCCUGUUGGUGUGCUUGACGACCGGACUGUACGUGUACUUCAACGUGCCGGAGAUGAAGAAUAAAAGCGCUCUGGAGAUCGCCGUCGACUUUGACCGGAUGCACAGCAAGUCUGGAAGGUGGAAGGGGAAAAAGAAGGAUGAGCUGCCACCCAACGUCUGUACAACUUCACAGACCAAAUUUUAGCUUGAACUGGUGAAGAUCAGCUGGCAAAAACUUGAAAUCUCAAAGAUGAUGUUGAAACGAGGGAGAUUAAAAUAUGGUACUGUCUUCUUUCUUA
Messenger RNA from Hippocampus zosterae (dwarf seahorse), 1734 nucleotides. RefSeq names its product solute carrier family 2 member 11, like (gene slc2a11l). NCBI's taxonomy places the organism in Eukaryota, Metazoa, Chordata, Actinopteri, Syngnathiformes, Syngnathidae. Gene Ontology annotation, cellular component: membrane. The transcript is spliced from 12 exons. The record is from RefSeq and is a predicted model, not a curated record. Gene Ontology annotation, biological process: monosaccharide transmembrane transport. Bases 117 to 1640 code for a protein of 507 amino acids. Gene Ontology annotation, molecular function: hexose transmembrane transporter activity.